AUGCCAUCCAACCCGUUGAAAGACAACAUGAUAUGUGACCUUGGCACUAUCAAAGCUCAAUCUCAGCUCCCCAUUUCAAUGUCGGCCCCCAGCACCUGCGAGAGUUAUACGGCGGCCACCACGAAACCAGCCGGACCUCACUGCCGCAGCAGAGUGAAGGUUAUCACGGGGCCUCCCAAGAGCCUUUGUCUUCCCCACUUGUGUGGACUGGAAAACAUUGCAUCCGUCUUGGUUGUAAGACAGGAGUCGCCAUGGGAUACCUAUCGGAAAGCCAUUACUUAUGAGAUCGCUGGCAAAGUUACAAUUGCCACACGUCGCACCCGCCCGUCUCGCAUGGUAGCCAUCCGGACAUACGCGAAAGAGAAUGCUCGAAGAUUGAUAUACAGAUUCGGACGUCUGGAACAUAGGAACGUUCUCUCCUUACGUGAAUGCUACAUGCACGAAGAUCUUACGUUCUUCUUGGUUGAUGACUUGCCCCUGACGCUCGCGCAUGUUGUCGCUUUUCCAUCUGUUUAUCCCAGCGAGACAGAAUUGGGAUCCAUUAUAUGCCAGGUUACAAGUUUGGACCACUGUAUAGAUUGCACGCCAAAGCAAUCUGAAGCCGCAUAUAUUGCGGCCCUUCCGUCGAUCACAAUGCGGCUCAUGCAGAAAUAUGACAAAGACCAAGGCGUUGUUGGCGUAAAUGAUCUGGAGCGAUGGCCAAUCGAUUCUGCCGCUGUGGGCUUUUUAUCCGCUACCGAGACGGCAGGAUCAAUCAAGUCUCUGGGAACUGUGAGUUCUCCAAGAAAGGUAUCAUAUAAUGCUAAUUUCCAGUAG
Molecule: messenger RNA, 816 nt
Organism: Penicillium salamii
Lineage: Eukaryota; Fungi; Ascomycota; Eurotiomycetes; Eurotiales; Aspergillaceae
Source: the annotation of a GenBank genome assembly